AUGAGUGGGCACGCACACACGCGACCGCCGCGUCCGAUAGACACCACUACACUGGCAAUUUCCAGCGGAGCACGAACGCGAGCACACUCACAAGCGAGUCUCGUGAAUCAUACGCUGUACGCGUCAGUGUUGGCGCGGGUGGGAGUGCGAACACGCUGCGUGCUUUUAGCUCGGCCAGACGAAAUGAUGCCUAACUGCAAAAGAGAACGUGAAGUGUAUCGGUUUUACAAAAUGGCCGGUUAUGAUUGA
Messenger RNA from Leptosia nina, 249 nucleotides. The record is from the annotation of a GenBank genome assembly. NCBI's taxonomy places the organism in Eukaryota, Metazoa, Arthropoda, Insecta, Lepidoptera, Pieridae.